CGGGCCGCGGACACGGCGCGGCCAUGGCCGAGGAGCCCAGCGCGCUGCCCUGGUCCAUCAACAAGGAUGACUACGAGCUGCAGGAGGUUAUCGGGAGCGGAGCGACAGCUGUGGUGCAGGCAGCCUUCUGUGUUCCAAAGAAGGAGAAGGUGGCAAUUAAACGGAUCAAUCUUGAGAAGUGUCAGACGAGCAUGGAUGAACUCCUGAAAGAGAUUCAAGCAAUGAGUCAGUGCCACCAUCCCAACAUUGUAUCUUACUACACAUCAUUUGUGGUGAAAGAUGAGCUUUGGCUGGUGAUGAAGUUACUUAGUGGAGGCUCUGUUUUGGAUAUUAUAAAGCACAUUGUGGCCAAAGGAGAACACAAGACCGGUGUCCUGGAUGAGCCCUGUAUAGCCACGAUCCUCAAGGAGGUGCUGGAGGGGCUGGACUACCUGCAUAAAAACGGACAGAUCCACAGGGAUGUGAAAGCGGGAAACAUUCUUCUUGGAGAAGAUGGCUCAGUGCAAAUCGCAGACUUUGGCGUCAGUGCUUUUUUGGCCACCGGUGGUGACAUUACCAGAAAUAAAGUCAGGAAAACAUUUGUAGGCACACCUUGCUGGAUGGCACCAGAAGUUAUGGAACAGGUCAGAGGAUACGAUUUCAAGGCAGACAUCUGGAGCUUUGGGAUCACUGCUAUCGAACUGGCUACAGGGGCAGCUCCUUAUCAUAAAUACCCCCCGAUGAAGGUUUUAAUGCUGACACUACAAAAUGAUCCCCCGUCUUUGGAAACCGGUGUGCAAGAUAAGGAGAUGCUGAAGAAGUAUGGGAAAUCUUUCAGGAAGAUGAUUUCAUCGUGCCUACAAAAAGACCCUGAAAAAAGACCUACAGCAGCAGAACUUUUAAGGCACAAAUUUUUCACAAAAGCAAAGAAUAAAGAGUUUUUACAAGAGAAGAUGUUACAGAGAGCACCAACAAUUACUGAAAGAUCCAAAAAGGUGAGGAGGGUCCCAGGAUCCAGCGGGCGUCUCCAUAAGACUGAGGAUGGCGGCUGGGAAUGGAGUGAUGAUGAACUAGAUGAAGAAAGUGAGGAAGGCAGAGCAGCAAUUUCACAGCUCAGGUCUCCCAGAGUGAAAGAACCUGUACAGAAUUCAGAGCUAUUCCCAUCGGCUGAGCCUUCAGCUCCUUCACUCAGUGCUCCAGCACAGGCACCUACUCAACUACCUCAGGCUGCAGGACCACCACCUGCACAACCUCAGGCUGCUGUACCUCCACCUAGUCAGGCCCCUCCAGCAGCCCCAGCAGCAGCUCAGGCCCCACCUGCCCCUGCUGCAGCUCCGAUACAGGAAGAUACAAAAGUCCCCAUCAGCCUUGUGCUAAGGUUAAGGAAUUCAAAGAAAGAACUCAAUGAUAUCCGAUUUGAAUUUACACCAGGGAGAGAUACUGCUGAUGGUGUGUCUCAAGAACUAAUUUCAGCAGGGCUUGUUGAUGGCAGAGAUCUGGUAAUAGUUGCAGCUAAUUUGCAGAAAAUUGUGGAAGAGCCUCAAGCCAACAGAUCCGUCACUUUCAAACUGGCAUCUGGUGUUGAAGGCUCAGAUAUCCCCGAUGAUGGCAAACUUAUAGGAUUUGCACAGCUCAGCAUCAGCUAAACAAUGGCCCCAGGAGAUGAUUCCCAACAGAGAACCCACGUGUGCAUAUUUGUAAUGCUUCUGUUAGCCUAAAAAAGAACCACUACUGCCAAAGAAUUGAACUACAGCCCCCUUCCUAGAAGCUUUAACAUUCUCCUUAAUAGGAUCACAAACCUUCCUGAGAUUACCGAUGGCGUUUACACCUUUUGUAAACAAGUCUCAUGUUUUUGUAUGUCAUCUCAAACAUGCAGAUCCAACAUGUCAUUGCCUGCAUGUUCAUGUUAUUAUUGCCUUACUUUAAAGAAAAAUACUACUGAGUACGAAGCGGGGGUUCCACUGCUCUGAUGAUCUCGCCUAAAUGUUUGCUUACAUGUGGUUUCAUUUUUUUCACUUGCUAUUUUUGCACAAGUUUUAAUACCGAACAGAUCUUUUGUUUUGUUUUUUACCUGCUUCUCCUUCCAUCUGAAACACCAGUGUACAUAUUGCUUGUGUCACCUGGAGUGCUGAGAAAUCUGCUUCUCUUCAGCUGUCUUUUUAAACUGCUUGAACGCUUGCACCUGAGAAGGCAAGCCAAGUCUUAACCCACAGGAGGGAGAGCCUUCUUCCCUUGUGUUUGUGUUUUUGAGAAGUUCCUCGACUUCAGAGUGUUAGAAGUCAGCUUCCCUUUGUAAACUGCCUUAAUUUUUUUUUUUGUUUUUUAUCAUUUGGGUUCUCUCCACAUGAGUGCCAGGCGUGGCAUGACGGCUGAACCUCUUAAUUUACGUUAAGCAGUCCUUCCUCAAAACAUGUCUUUCAAUCUACAUCCUUAGAUGUAGUUUGUUCUUAAAGCAGAGCAACGAGGCACUGCUGUCUGGAAACUGGUCUUGCAGAUGAUCAACAAACUCACCACUCACAGUCAGAGGGAGAGGAGAUCUGUGUCACUGCGUUUGGAAAAGUCGCGCGUGGGACUGUUCUUGAGAGCCAGUCUGCUGUGCCUGGCUGUGCGAGUCCUCCCUGACGUGUUUCCCGUCCCUUGCAAACUGGUACCCGUGGAACCAUCCCUGUCGUGACUUACAGCAAUAAAGAACUGCCAGCAGAGCAGCAUUACUGGGCAAGCGAGCGCCGGGCUGCGUCCCUCCUGCACUGAGCGCUGGGGUCGUCAGCCUUGGCGGCGGUCCGAGCCUCCGUGUCUGAUCACGAUGUCACCACAACCCUGUCACACGUACUUAGGUCUUCUUUCUAUGUGGAGUUGAAUUGGAAUUUCUACAGGAAUAACAUGAAUUAUACUUGGAGUUUGAUGGGAGACGCUUGUAAUGCAAUACGUGAAGAAUAAAUGGUGUUGAUUUCUUCUUUUCUCUC
Messenger RNA from Centrocercus urophasianus (Greater sage-grouse), 2942 nucleotides. It is a transcript of the gene OXSR1, whose product is annotated as oxidative stress responsive kinase 1. The transcript is spliced from 18 exons. Gene Ontology annotation, molecular function: ATP binding; protein serine/threonine kinase activity. The coding region runs from base 24 to 1625 and encodes 533 amino acids. The record is from RefSeq and is a predicted model, not a curated record. Lineage: Eukaryota; Metazoa; Chordata; Aves; Galliformes; Phasianidae. Gene Ontology annotation, biological process: protein phosphorylation.